This is a messenger RNA of Mobula hypostoma (lesser devil ray), 4192 nucleotides long. It is a transcript of the gene dipk2ab, whose product is annotated as divergent protein kinase domain 2Ab. NCBI's taxonomy places the organism in Eukaryota, Metazoa, Chordata, Chondrichthyes, Myliobatiformes, Myliobatidae. The record is from RefSeq and is a predicted model, not a curated record. The transcript is spliced from 4 exons. Bases 1061 to 2350 code for a protein of 429 amino acids.
CCUGCUUGUUCGGGUUCGCGUCGGGCUGCUGUAUUGCUCGGCGGCUUUGUGGCUGAGGCGACGGGGAAGAGCUACGAAGAAUGUUUAUUUUUAUAUUAAAGAAUUUUGUUUUGAGCUAAGGUUCCCUCUCCCUUGCCCUCCUCGUUCGGGCCAGGCGAGAUUGCCUACCGGAGCAGCAAGAGAAAGAAAGACCGAGAAAGAGUGAGAAAAUAAGGGAACACCGAAGGGAGUUUUUAAAGAAACGAAACAAUAAAAAAGGGACAACCGCUGCUGAAGCAGAAAGUUCGUGUAUCAGAUAUCAAGCCCGAAGUGGCUUGCACGGCCGGUGUUAACUUGAUUAAUUAGGUUGUUUUAGGGCAGUUGAUUAGGGAGAGAAAGUAGCAAGAGUUUUAAUCCAUUUUGCCUGGAAUAUGGUUGAGCGAUAAAGUUUGCUGCUGCGGGGUUCUUCCUUGCAUUCCCGUCAAAAGCAGUGAAUUCCUCCCUUCUCCCUCCAAAAAAAUGUCACUGUCGGGAGGCGAGCGCAGCUCCUUGCCCGCAUGAGUGGCUGGAGAUCGUCAAAGCCACAUCGAGUUAAACACCAUCGAUGUUCUGAAGUGAGAGGGACUGAGAGCUUCCGUGCUCUCUCAAUGCUGGAGAGGGCGCACCAUCCAAACUCUGAGCCGCACAUUUCUCCUCUCUCUUCCCCCCCUCUGGUUUUCCUGCCUUUCUUCUGCAAAAGAUGAAGCCCUGGGACCAAGAAUUGAAACUUUAAACAUUUACAGAAGCUCUUCGCUUGCUAUGCCUGCCUAAUUUUGAUGGUGGAAUUGGUUCUACUUUUUAAUCUCAGGAGCUAAUUUUAAUUUGACUGAUCACCAGAACAGGAAGUUCCUUGGACAGAUAUGCUGAGAAUUUGAAGAUGUGAGAUGUGUGAAUCCAUGGAAGCAGAGCUCUCUUAGGAUCGUUUACCUGAUCAAAUUUAAAAUAAAACUGAGUAUGUAAGGGGAAAAUAGUUUGUCAACAUUGACUUUUUAUAAAGAAUCAUCAGUGUUAAUGAGUCAUUAAAGUUGAUGCAGACAGAACCAUGUGGCGAUUAUUUACACUGAAGCUUGGUCGCUUAUACUGCUGCUUUAAGUUUCUUUUUGUGGUGAGUCUGUUGGUGUUCAUGUUAAUGAAUACUCACACAUUAUUUGACUCCUUUCAGAAGAAUGAACUUGCGGAUCGUCGUUUUAUUAGUCUCAACAAAUGUCCAGCGUGCUUUGGUACUAGUUGGUGUCGUAAAUUUAUGAAUGGCCAAAUCACAUUUGAAACAUGGGGUCGCCUACGAAUUCUGGAUUUCUUGAACGUGAAAAAUGUCUACUUCGCUCAGUAUGGGGAGCCAAGGGAAGGUGCAAGGCGUGUUGUUCUCAAACGCUUGGGUUCUAAUCAAGAACUGACAGAGAUGGAUCAAAAGAUCUGCAAACGGGCCACUGGGCGACCCCGUUGUGAUGUUACACAAGCUAUAUACAAGACUCAGUUUUCUCGUUUAAAUGGAGAAGUUCGGUUACUAACUCCAGAUAUUGUGGAAGGAUGGUCAGACUUGGUGCAUUGUCCAUCGCAAAGACUCCUAGACAGAAUCGUACGCAGGUAUGCUGAAACGAAGGAUUCUGGAAGCUUCUUGAUGAAGAAUUUGAAGGACUCUGAGCGGAUGCAGCUGCUUCUAACAUUGGCUUUUAACCCAGAGCCCCUAGUUCUUCAGAGUUUUCCAUCAGAUGAAGGAUGGCCUUUUGCAAAAUACCUUGGAGCCUGUGGGAGAAUGGUGGCUGUAAAUUAUGUAGGCAAUGAACUUUGGAGUUUCUACCAUGCACCUUGGGAAAAACGAGUAGACUUGGCCUGGCAGUUGCUGGAAAUUGCUGAGCAACUCACGAAUAAUGAUUUUGAGUUUGCACUCUACCUCCUGGAUGUCAGCUUUGAUAACUUUGCGGUUGGAUCUCGGGAUGGAAAAGUCAUCAUCAUUGAUGCUGAAAACAUUAUUGUGGCAGACAAAAGGUUAAUCAAACAAAAUAAGCCUCAGAAUUGGGAUGUCUGGUACGAGAGCAAGUUUGAUGAUUGUGGAAAAGAAGCCUGCCUAUCAUUUUCAAAGGAUAUUUUAUGUUCUCGUGUUACAGUUGACCAUAACUACUAUGCUAUCUGCCAGAAUCUGCUCUCCAGGUAUGCCAUCUGGCGUGGUACAUCCGGAGGGCUCUUGCAUAAUCCUCCUAUAGAAAUUGUCAGAGUUGGCAGACUGGAAGCCUUGCUUGAAGAAUGUGCCAACCCAAAGAAAGAAUAUGGUCGAUUCCAGGCAGCAAGGGAAUUGCGAGAUUACCUUGCAAAGCUGAAUAACAAUGUAAGGUAGCUCAAAUGGGAUCUAUUGUUUUUUAAUAUCACUCUAGAUUUGAGACUGCAAUUAGUCAAAUGUGAGAGUGGUUCCUGUGUAGAAUGUAAAUUUACAUUGAAUGAAACUAUGCAGAUAUGGCAGCACAAGGUAAUAAAUUGUGCUGGGAACUGAAUGGAUAUCUGCAAACCCAAGUGUGGGGUUGAUUAUCUGAUUAGAGCAUUGAGCUUUUAUUGACCUGCUGGCAGCCUGUAGGUGAAGAUCAGCAGGUCACUGGAGAUAAUAGACUCUGAAAGGUUUAUUGAUUGCACAUGUGUCAAAGGGCAAUUGACAUAGCAUAACAUUGCUAUCAAAAAUUGGGAGGUUGAUGCCUUUACUGAGGAAACCUUGCUUAAUUGAAAGCCUGUUUCAAGGCUUAAACCUACUGAUGUUGUCUUGCAUUUCUAUAUUUUGAAUAAGGAAACAUUAAAAAAGUUUAUUAAAAAUAACUUACAUGUGCUGCCAUUAAAAUGUGCAAGAUUUUGAUACACUUGCUCAUACUACUUUGAAAGUAUAUGAACAUAUAUGUAACUUUUCAUCUGUAAACUGAAGCACUGAGGAAAAACAUGGAAUUGUGGUAUUCUGUCAAACCUUAGCCAUCCCUUCAUCACCAUUAAGCAAUAAUUUAAUGUUCUACAAAGUAUAGGGAGAGGAUCAAAAAUCACAUUAAUUUCAAGUAUAACAUGACACAACCUUCAGCAUGAAAUAGUGACCAGAGGUUAAUUUGUAGAAAUGAAAUUUAAAAUAAAAGGUAAGAUAAUUUAAGGACCUGUAGGGGUUACUUAAAACAGAACCAAGUUGACUUUUCUGUAAAUAAAAUAAAGCAAGCUUCUUUUUACAGGAAGCAGGAAGACACAGAUAGUAUUUGUGCAUAAACCAAAGAGUAAGAGUUGUUCCAAAAUUACCUUCAUCUAGAUAGAAGAAACUUAUUUAUUGAAGGAAACAAAAGCAGAAGCAAAACAGGACAUCUUUCAAUAGCCGUUUGUAUUUUAAAAUUGCAUCUUUUAUCACUGGGGUGAAGUUAUUGGUCACAAGUUUACAUUUGCCAUGUGCUUAACUGGUUCUAUUUUUUACUGAUUUACUGGGCUGACACAGAUGACAGUUGCUUUCUGCUGUUUAUUACAUGUUAGUACAGUAUUGUAAUUUGAAAGUUUAUGGUGAACAUUUUCUGUUUUGUUUAACUAAACUGUAUUAAUUCAUUUCCACUUUAUAGAAAAAAAUGUUUAUGUGGAAAUGGUGUGGAAAAUCUGCUUUUGCUGCUAAUUAGCUGAAGUGCAGCAGUAACACCAUUGCCAGCUACUUUCAUGCUUGUGGUUCAAUCUGGAUAAAUGUUGAGCUGUUCCCCAUAAAGCAAUUUUGUGGCUUUAAUCUCCAUUUGAAAUCAUGCUGAUCCUUUUCAGUCUAAAACUAGCAUAAGUUAGCUUUGUUCUAAGGAAUUGAAUGCUGCAACAUCACCAAGUACAGUAGAAAGCAAUAGUGUUUUUUAAAGCUUCUCAGACACUGAAGUCAUAAAAUUAUGAUCCAUUUCAUGUACACAUGGACAGUAGUUUUUAUUCUGUACUCAUAACUUGUUAGUGAAGACGAAGUUAACCAGUGAAGUUAUGAAUGGGAUUUGAAGGUUGUAAAAUGCUGACAAAUGCUAUCCUCGCAUUUUUUCUAUGUUCUUAUUUAGUUUCCAUGGUUUUUUCAAAAUUGUCUGACUCACUGUGCCUUUCAUUCAAAAUUGUCUUUAUAACUUAAAGUGGAUUCAUAUAAUAAAACCUGUUACUUAUUAAAACAAUUUGUGGUUACUCUCCUUGGAAUCGGUAUUUUUAAAGCUUUCAG